Pyrus x bretschneideri (Chinese white pear) is the source of this 857-nucleotide messenger RNA. RefSeq lists its product as uncharacterized. Bases 10 to 663 code for a protein of 217 amino acids. The record is from RefSeq and is a predicted model, not a curated record. Gene Ontology annotation, molecular function: microtubule binding. NCBI's taxonomy places the organism in Eukaryota, Viridiplantae, Streptophyta, Magnoliopsida, Rosales, Rosaceae. The transcript has 4 exons.
GGAUCAGCAAUGCAUGAUUGCACACCUGAUUUGGAAGAAAAGGCUGACUACUUACAGAUGGAAGUUGCAGAGGGUUUCAGUCAUGACUAUAAGCUAAGCAACCAAGCUGCUUCUCUGGAGGCUGAUUCGUGUGCAACAACCACCACUGGAGAAACUUCAGUGUCAACUUUGGCAUUAAAUGCCUGGGGAGGAGAAUUAUGCUCAUCUGUCAUUUCUGAUCGGACAUCAUCAAGUGGAAGUAUUCCGCAGGAUAAUGAAGUUAAUGCACUGAGAGGCAAUUUAGCAGAGGAAUCUGAAAUUGAUUUCAAUAAUCAUACUUUUAACAGUGAACUGCAGCAUGAAUUAGAAGAUUCCUUGCACCCCGCAGAAGAUAAGGAGGCAACAAACAAGCUUAAGAAGCCUGGGAGUGAUAGGAAGCCAGAGGGCCUUGUAAUAAAGCCUCCAUCAGAUGCUGUUCCAUUCUCUGACGAAUGGUUAGCUGCACUUGAAGCAGCCGGAGAGGAAAUUUUGACAAAGAAAAGUGGCGCUGUACAAAAUUCACCCCCCAACAAAUCUCAACCUCAACUGGGUCCAUGGUCUCCGGUGAAGCGAAAAGCUAAUCAAGUAAUCGGACCAUUUGAUUGUACAAAACAUACCAACAACGUCCCCUCUACUUCUCAAUAACCUUCGAGAGUAAGAGGAUUCCAUCCGCCUAAUCAUUCCAUGUCACACUAACCAUUUCGCACCAUUCUUUUUCAUUGAUCCUCUUCUUUUGUUGUAGUCACUAGCUAACUAUCUAUACAGACAUUUUCCACAUUUUCUUGUUCUGAAAACAUUCAAAAUCUAGAAAUUGUUUCAUUUCUUACCUUAUACCGCUA